AUGGGUUUUCACGAUACACAAGGUUUGUCUUGUGAGCGCGGGAAAAGUUCUCCAUUGUUGGACUCACAAACAACCUUACCGUGCUCUAAACAGCCUACGCUCAUUUUGAACGUAAGCAAUACAAGCGCUACUUGUGGUUCACCUGCAGCUACUACGGCGAAGCCGCACGGUCUAAAGCGCGCGCCAGGCGCUAUACCCACUUGCGCGCCAUGUAAUAAGAAUCGUAAAUUUGAGAUAGAGGAGAGCAGCUGCAAGGCACACACAGAUGCUAAGAGCAAAAGGCGUCGCUUGAGCCUUGGAAGUAGCAAUCGCAGUGCAGCACUAUCGCGAUUAAACACUGCAUCUGCCGAACAAAUUCGGCAACAUUUGCAUGACGUACGUCGCGAGCUCUUUUUGCGACCAAUGCUCGCCAUCGUGUCGAAGCUAAUGUUUCACAAGAUGAAUCAUGGGUUUUUUAAUGAGCGGGUUGAUCCAGUAGCGUGGAAUAUUCCACACUAUUUCGAGGUGGUUAAGCACCCCAUGGAUCUUGCAAUUGUAAAAACCAAAUGCUUGAACCUUGAAUUUGCCACGGCGGACGAAUGCGCAGACAGCAUUCGCCUUGUUUUUAAUAAUGCAUGUUUGUUUAAUCCACCUGGUCACAUUGUUCAUGAGUCAGCAGCCGCUUUGCUGAAGGAUUUUGAAGCUGAAUACGCCAAAUACAAGGCCAAGACAGAUGCGAUGGCCAAACGCCGCAAUGAACACUCGUGUCCUUAUUGUCUCGAUAACGUGUGUGGUAUUUGCAACGAAAAAUGCAUUAAUUUCGAACCGCCAUUUGUCAUGUGCUCGGGUGCAUGCCGUCAGCGAAUUAAGCGUCAUGCUGUGUAUUACAAGAGUCCUGAUGGUCAGUACCAUUGGUGCUCCAAGUGCUACACCUUUUUGCCGAAAGUACUCUGUCUGAAGUCCCGAGUUAGUUCUAGUAAUGAUCAGGAAGAAACAGCUAUAGUGACGGAGUACACGGUGUCAAAGUACGCGCUGCUAAAGUCAAAGUUCACGGACGAGCUUACGGAGCCUUGGGUUCAGUGCGACUUUUGCAAUGGCUGGGUACAUCAGAUCUGUGCAUUGUUUAAUGCUUGCGAGAACGCUGACGAAGACAAUGAAGUGCUGUACAUAUGUCCGCUUUGUCGCCUUAAAGAACUCGAUGCUAAUAGAAAGAAUGAUGAACUGGGGAUGUCUCCGAUAGAAACAUCCGUCGAGGAUUUUCCCACUGAAGUAUCGGAAGAUUUACAAAGGUCUCCCAGAUCGGUAUUUAAACGUCGCUCGUAUGUAAAUGGACUCACGCGAGCGCUAGGUUUCGAUAAGAAGGUUGGGGAUCAGGUGCUUGAUUUUAUGACUCAAGGAGAUAUAAAAGCCGUAGAUUAUUGCAAUGUGACAAGGUUUGUGAAAAGUGAAGACUUGCAAUCUUGUGAUUUGUCACGAUUUAUGCAGAGAUGGGUGCAGCAACACUUGAAGAAAAUUGGGGAACACGAAGCUGGACAUACUAUUGUUGUCAAAGUUGUGUCCUCUAUCAAAAGUUCUUGCCAUGUUAGUGCAGUCGUGCGCGAUCACUUUCGGUCUGCAUCUCAAGAGUACCCACAAUGCAUCGACUAUACGUCGAAGGUUAUCUUUGUUUUCCAGAUGAUCAACGGUGUCGAAGUUUGCAUCUUUUCGAUGUAUGUCCAAGAGUACGAUAAGCAUUGUCUAUUGCCCGCAAACCGCAACCGGACGUAUAUUGCGUAUCUUGAUAGUUUGGUGUACAUGCGUCCACGACAUAUACGUACUAGCUUAUAUCAUCAGAUCCUCAUCUCGUAUCUAGCUGCUUGCAAAGCGAAGGGUUACGAGUAUGCGCACAUUUGGGCAUGUCCCACAACGCGUGGAGGUGACUUUAUCUACUGGUGCCAUCCUUCUUUUCAAAAGAACCCUGGCAAAGAACGCCUUCUACAGUGGUAUUUAACUAUGGUAAGAAAAGCAAAAGAGCUGGGCAUUGUGUUUGCAUGCGACGACCUGUUUACUCGCGAGUUUAAGUCGCUGGAAAAAACUUUAGAUCUGCAGCUUCCCCCGCUCUUUGACGGCGAUUUUUGGCCGAGCGAAGCCGAGCGACUUGGCGAAUCACCGUCCAAAAGAGGGAGGAAGGAAUCAAAUAGUGCAAGUGCGAGCAGUGCAGUAUUUCGCAAGCGGGUUGGCGAGUCGGUGAAAGCAGCUUGUGAUUCGCUGUUCGUCAUAGCCUUGCAACCCACAUGCGUCGCUUGUAAGCAGCUAAUUAUUAAUGCUGCAUAUUGGCGCGUGAAAAAUAUAGAGGCUUUGGACAUUUACUACUGUCACCAGUGCCUGGCGGAGGCAAAGAUGUCCGGUAUUGAACAGGAGUCAGUGAUUACUGAAGUAUCUCCACCCGACUUCUGUUUGAAUAGCAAGAUGGAGGAGGUGACCUUAUCCUGCUCAUUUCUCGACCACCGCUCCAGCAUGCUUAAAAAUUGCGAAGAAUACCACUACCAAUUUGACAGCUUUCGACGUGCAAAGUACUCUACGAUGAUGCUUGUCUAUCAGAUCUACUCAUCGCAGCGCUCUGCUUUAUGA
Plasmopara halstedii is the source of this 2589-nucleotide messenger RNA. RefSeq lists its product as hypothetical. Lineage: Eukaryota; Oomycota; Peronosporomycetes; Peronosporales; Peronosporaceae. The coding region runs from base 1 to 2589 and encodes 862 amino acids. Gene Ontology annotation, cellular component: transcription regulator complex; histone acetyltransferase complex. The record is from RefSeq and is a predicted model, not a curated record. Gene Ontology annotation, biological process: positive regulation of transcription by RNA polymerase II. The transcript has 3 exons. Gene Ontology annotation, molecular function: histone acetyltransferase activity; transcription coactivator activity; chromatin DNA binding.